Messenger RNA from Suillus subalutaceus, 645 nucleotides. RefSeq names its product Rad17 cell cycle checkpoint protein-domain-containing protein. Lineage: Eukaryota; Fungi; Basidiomycota; Agaricomycetes; Boletales; Suillaceae. The record is from RefSeq and is a predicted model, not a curated record. Bases 1 to 645 code for a protein of 214 amino acids. Gene Ontology annotation, molecular function: chromatin binding. The transcript is spliced from 6 exons. Gene Ontology annotation, biological process: DNA repair; DNA damage checkpoint signaling; mitotic DNA replication checkpoint signaling.
AUGAGCCAACCAUCGAGGUCUACCUCAGCCGAUUUAGCAGUGCACAAGCGCAAAGUCGAGGACGUGCGGCGAUGGAUCUCGGAGGCCUUUGAAGGCGGGCCGACUGGGAAGCUUCGAAAAUAUCGCCGGAUUCUGGUCCUCUCUGGGCCUGCUGGUACCGCAAAGACCACCACACUACGUGUGUUAGCUCGAGAGAUGGGUUUCGAAAUCGUCGAGUGGCGCAACAGCAUGAGCGAACGCGCCCCGAGUGCUUUUAUCGACGAUUCCAAGGACCUUGGCGAUGACUCUUGGAUGAAUACGGAAGCAUUGUUCGACAAAUUUCAGGCAUUCCUCACGAGAGCUUCCUCAUGUUAUUAUAUUUUCGCUGCAAGUUCUGCAAUCGCAUCGACGCAGUUGCGAUCUCGCAGCCAUCCACACCAGGGUCUGCCUAAUAUUCUGCACGCGAUUUCACGAUGCCUUGCAGUCGCUCUGCGGCUCUUCAUUAUAUCUGACUCAGAUCUCCGCGGCGAGAAUGCUUAUGAUGAUGCGUGGGACGGCGUGGGCGAUGCGCGUUGCCCAUACGUCACGCGCAUCGCUUUCAACCAUAUUGCACCGACGCUGAUGACCAAGGCCCUGCAGGCGAUACUCACUUCUCUCCCCUUGUAA